Parnassius apollo (apollo) is the source of this 687-nucleotide messenger RNA. Lineage: Eukaryota; Metazoa; Arthropoda; Insecta; Lepidoptera; Papilionidae. The record is from the annotation of a GenBank genome assembly.
AUGCGGCAACAUACUGCUAAACUUCGAGCUUCACAAUCAAAAGAAGAUAGAGCUGUUCGCUUAGAGCACAUGCGACAACAUAAUGCUAAACUUCGAGCUUCGCAAUUAAAAGAAGAUAGAGCUGUUCGCUUAGAGCACAUGCGGCAACAUACUGCUAAACUUCGAGCUUCACAAUCAAAAGAAGAUAGAGCUGUUCGCUUAGAGCACAUGCGGCAACAUACUUCUAAACUUCGAGCUUCAGAAUCAAAAGAAGAUAGAGCUGUUCGCUUAGAGCACAUGCGGCAACAUAAUGCUAAACUUCGAGCUUCACAAUCAAAAGAAGAUAGAGCUCACAUACGGCAAUAUAAUGCUAAACUUCGAGCUUCACAAUCAAAAGAAGAUAGAGCUGCUCGCUUAGAGCACAUGUGGCAACAUAAUGCUAAACUUCGAGCUUCACAAUUAAAAGAAGAUAGAGCUGUUCGCUUAGAGCACAUGCGGCAACAUACUGCUAAACUUCGAGCUUCACAAUCAAAAGAAGAUAGAGCUGUUCGCUUAGAACACAUGCGGCAACAUAAUGCUAAACUUCGAGCUUCGCAAUCAAAAGAAGAUAGAGCUGUUCGCUUAGAGCACAUGCGGCAACAUACUGCUAAACUUCGAGCUUCACAAUCAAAAGAAGAUAGAGCUGCUCGCUUAGAGCACAUGUGGUAA